AUGGUUCGUGUACAUGCUCUCAAAACCAAACAAACAAAUUAUAAAUUGAGUCGUACAUAUGUUCAUCAUGAUAAAAACUUUGCUCAUCUACAUAUGUUUGCUUCACCCCCUCAUUCACAUCAUGAGUUUUAUGCUGAUGAUGAUGAUAAAAACAAUAUCGCAAAAUUUAAAGUGCUUCUGCAAAUGAAUUAUCAUUUUCAUGUUUUAAUUAUGAGCCAUAAUUAUUUUGGUAUUUUUGCUGAUGAUGCACUAAGCAAUAAGCUGCUGAAAAAACAUGCAGAUAUGGAGAUUCGUAUGGCUUCAUUUCAUGCUUCGAAAGUUUUAAAUGUAAUGUAUCCAUUAAGCUCUAAUUCAUACGAAAGCUCUGCUAGUUUUAAUUCGAAUAUCGAUAAUUACAUUUCUCAACAUAUGCUCGUGAGUUUCACUCAAUCAUCAGAACAAGGGAAAAUGAGUGAAGGAAAAAAUGGAAAACUAAUGAUCUUGUUAUUGAUGAGAAGAUGA
Molecule: messenger RNA, 501 nt
Organism: Clunio marinus
Lineage: Eukaryota; Metazoa; Arthropoda; Insecta; Diptera; Chironomidae
Source: the annotation of a GenBank genome assembly